UGACUAAGAAAAUCAAAGUUUCUGAUCUGUCUCUCUCCUGUCUCUGUCUCGUCCGUUGUCUGUGCGGCACCUAGCAAAAUCGAUUCUCUCUUCACCCGCCCUCCACGGACAAUAGGUCUCUUGCAGUUGCAGAGUUAGCCGGUGGACCAUUCCCCCGCCCAGCUCGCCGAGCCGAGUGUCGAACGCCGUGACGCCGUCCCGUAGCCGUGCGUGCCCCUACAGAAGAGUCGCGAUUUCCUUCCUCUACUCUCUCAAGAUUUCUAUCUUCAUAUUCUUCUCCUUCGAUUACUUGGCUAUUGAACUGUUUGCUCUAUGCAAGCUAGUAAAAUCCCUAAUUUUCAGAAUCGUUUUUCAGCUCAACCGAGCCAAGCCUGGAUCGAGCUCGAGCCUGAAUCGUUUUUCCUUCGAUUGCUAGGCUUUUCUGCUUUGACUGUCAUUGGAAGUGGGAUAGAUUAAUAAAAAUUUUGUUCGUGGGAAAUCCAAAUCGCGAAAGCUACUCAAAAGGAACAGAGAGUAGAGAAUGUGAAAAUGAAAAUCUUGCCAUCCCAGUAGUUUCUUAGAAGCUCGCAAAUUCGCCUUUUUGACCCGUCCUGCGCGGGACAAGUUCAGGUCAAGAGUGCGUGUUAAAUUGAAAGAAAGAGACUCUGCCUCUGUCCCUGUUCGCGCCACCACCACGUCUCUCAGUGGGCUCUCCUCGGUCUGGCGGUCUCUCCCCGGGCCUUUCCGCCUCCUGCAGCUGGAGCUCUCCUGCUCGGCCCUCGGAUUCCUAAUCGACCACCCACCAGGUGAGGUGAGAUGGAUGUUCCACUGCCAACGGAUAAACUGUCCUUGACAUCCACGAUCAAUCCGGAACAGAAGUAUGUGGUUCUUGUAGCCACGGGAAGUUUCAACCCUCCCACUUACAUGCAUUUACGUCUGUUUGAGCUGGGAAGGGACGCAUUAAAUGCAGCGGGAUAUAUUGUUAUUGGAAGCUAUAUGUCACCUGUAAAUGAUGAAUACAAGAAACGGGGCCUCAUACCAGCUGAACAUCGGAUACAAUUAUGCCAAUUGGCCUCAAGAAGUUCUGAUUUUGUAAUGGUGGAUUCAUGGGAGGCAAGUCAGAGUACCUAUCAGCGAACUAUAGCUGUUUUGUCCAGAAUUAAGAGUUGCUUGUGCAGGGAAAGGCUGCUAUCAGAGGACUCCCUGAAAGUCAUGCUGGUCUGCGGUUCCGAUCUGCUUCAAUCCUUUAGUACACCAGGAGUUUGGAUCCCGGAGCAGGUGAAAAUCAUAUGCAAGGACUUUGGUGUGGUUUGCAUUCGCAGAGAAGGGCAAGAUAUUGAGAAGAUAAUAACUGAUAAUGAGAUUUUGAGCGAGCACCGGGUGAACAUCAAAGUUGUGGACGAACUAGUGCCUAAUCAGAUCAGUUCAACAAGGGUUAGGGAGUGCAUUUCAAGAGGGUUAUCAAUAAAGUAUCUUACCGCAGAUGAAGUGAUUGAUUACAUUAAAGACAACCAUUUAUACCUGAAGUCAGAUGAGGACAAGUGAGAGGAUGCUCCUUGAAGUCAAUCAGUGGUGCAAUUGUGCAGCAAAGAAGAGCUUCUUCAGUGCAUCCCGGCAAGUUUGCCACAAAAUGUUGAUCUUCGUCAACAAUUGAGCCUCUUGUGUAUCUAAAAUGAAUAAAUUAACGCCUUCUGAUCCCAUUCCAUGAGCAACAGAAAUAGAUAUUUGUUGUAUCAUCAACUGACCAUCUUGAUGCUCAAUAUUCAGCUUCCAUGAAUGAUAUUGCCAUUAUCGGGCUCCCUCUCUAUUCUUGUGGGUCGUUCAGUGAUUUCUCUAUGAGCUCCUAAAGCUUCGAUCGGUUUUUACUUACGGGGUUGAGGAGUGCCUGGCAGUUUGUUUCUUUCUGGGGUGAAAAUGGUCAAUUGAAUUCAACCCCCUCUGCGUCUCUUUCACCAUUCAUUGCGGCAGCUUGUGGAAAUGAAACUCUAUACUUCAAUUGUACGGCUAUAAAUUCUGCAAGAAUAUUAGGGUGUUCAUAAGGUUUGUAUUAUUGUAAUUCUUGUAUUAGCAAUGUUGACUAUGGGUUCACACA
Molecule: messenger RNA, 2071 nt
Organism: Punica granatum (pomegranate)
Lineage: Eukaryota; Viridiplantae; Streptophyta; Magnoliopsida; Myrtales; Lythraceae
Source: RefSeq, a predicted model, not a curated record